This is a messenger RNA of Elaeis guineensis (African oil palm), 757 nucleotides long. RefSeq lists its product as uncharacterized. The record is from RefSeq and is a predicted model, not a curated record. Lineage: Eukaryota; Viridiplantae; Streptophyta; Magnoliopsida; Arecales; Arecaceae.
CCUCGCUUUGAACUUUACUCCAGCUUAUACUCCAUCCUUGUCUCCCUUUAGAUUCUUUGCUUCACCUUUGUACACUGUCACAUGGAUGAUGAGAUGAUCUUAGAAAGCCUAGACUCUCUCUGGUUCUUCUCCAAUAUCCUCUCGCCAUCUUCUCCAAUUACUUGUUUCAAUGAAAAGAAUACCCAGGACUCUCAUCUCAGUGACCCUCGAAAGGCAAAGCAACCAGCACCAACCACUCAAAUCCUUCAGUCCCACCAACUUAAGUCUCCAAAUAUUUGUCUCCAAGCAGUAGGGAAAGCAACAGGAUCAGAAGGGCAAGCAACAAAACGAGAGAAUAGUGAAGCAUCCAAACAUCUAAAGGAGUCCUACGUGGAACAGAGAAAGAAAAAGAGCAACCGAGAACAGGGUAUGAAGAAAUUACAAAGGUUUAGGGUGUUCACGGAUUUGGGUUUAAGCUUUGGCGAAUUGGGGUCAGAUGGUAGACCAUGUUGCACACUUUGGGAGCAGCAAAGAAUGGCGAGGUCAUAUGGGCUGAGGCAGCCAUUUCGUUGUUACAAGAUGCCCCCAAUGAGUGAUGGUUUGGCCAUGAAGGAGCAUCUUAAAUCAUGGGCUCAUGCCGUUGCAUGCACUGUCAGGUAACUGGGUCUGGAAUGUUACAACCAUCCACCCUCUAUUCUUUCUCUAUCCUGGUAGAAAUCUUUAACAAGUGUAAAAAAUUUGUUCCAGUAUGUUAUAUUCAGUCAAGAUACUGUUCCUG